CCGCAGCUAUUUCGCCAUGCAAGACGUCUACACUCGUUGCCCGCUUAUCCACCCUAUAUCCCUCCUAUCCGAUCGAUAUCGACACCGCCGCUUUUGCGACGCUUUUGGAUGACUUGGUCGCUCCCACUGACGGCGCGUAAUUGAACCUGGUGAUGUCAGACUCCGUGGACCGAGUAUUUAGCCAUGCGCUCAACACGGUCAAUAAGAUCCGCACUGGAUCGCAGAAGCCGCCGUCGGCGACGCGAUUGAAGCUGUACGGACUGUAUAAGCAGGCCAUGGAGGGCGAUGUCGACGGCAUAAUGGAACGAUCCGAAGGAGGCGGCGAGGAAGCACACCGCGCAAGGGAGAAAUGGGAUGCAUGGAAGCAGCAGAACGGCCUCUCCCGAACCGAAGCCAAGCGCAGAUACAUCACCACCCUCAUCGACACCAUGCACAAAUACGCCUCCCCCUCGCCGGACUCCCGCGAACUCGUCGCCGAACUCGAAUUCGUCUGGGACCAAGUCAAAUCGAAUGUCCCCUCGUCUUCAUCCUCGUCGCCUCUACAAACAUUAAGCCAGAUGGGUCUACACAUGCCGCCCAACUAUCCACAGCUCGGCACGGGGAAAGGCAAGGCAAGGGCGGAUGUUGCGAUGGAUGACGACGGCCCGCUGCAGGUUAAGAGCCCCAUGUCACAGAGCGAGGAAGACCUAGAAGAAGAGGAGGCGGAAAUAGACCACGAAGAGUUUGUCGAUGCGCCAGACUCGCAAUACAACCCCACAUCCGAAGACGCAGGCGUGCAGACCGACCUCGCGCCCCAACCGCCCCUUCCUUCCAAAUCAAACGUUCUAACACCCAAACCUGCAUCCCCGUCCCCGUCCGCAGCAAAAGAAAACCCGGCAGACCAGAAAUGGCGAAAGCGCGUCGAGCAAGCCCUCGUGAAAAUGACCGCCGAGGUCGCCGCCCUCCGCGAACAGCUCGAAUCACGGCGCUUAUUCACUCACACUCGAAGGUACAGGUUCUUCCGCUUUCUGUGGCGGAUAGUGUGGGGAAGCUUAAAGCACAUCGCCGUCGAUGUCGUUAUCCUAGGUAUUAUACUGCUGUGGCUGCGGCGCAAGAAAGACCGCAGGCUGGAGGGCGCGGUGAGAGUGCUGCUUGGCGAUGCGGUCGCGGAAGUGCAGAGGGUGGGCGGAGCGCAGCUGGGGAAGGUUAAACUUCCUAGCCUGGGGGGAGGGAAGAAGAGCAGUCCGAAUUGAGCUGAACUGGACUAGACUGGCGUCUGGUGUGGGGAGGACGGAUGCUUUGUAUAUAGGAGCCGCUCGUUCAUGAGGUAUGACACGUUGUAUGAUUUGAAUCGCGGGAAUCUGUUUUUGUGUAGAUAUACGAAGUUUUAUCAUCGAGCGCGAAGGUCGACACUGGACAGGGCUUGUAGAUUCGAGUGUCGUGUGAGCCCAUCUGUCGCGCUGAAUAGUAAU
Messenger RNA from Trematosphaeria pertusa, 1451 nucleotides. RefSeq lists its product as uncharacterized. The record is from RefSeq and is a predicted model, not a curated record. The transcript has 4 exons. Gene Ontology annotation, biological process: fatty acid metabolic process. Gene Ontology annotation, molecular function: fatty-acyl-CoA binding. Lineage: Eukaryota; Fungi; Ascomycota; Dothideomycetes; Pleosporales; Trematosphaeriaceae. The coding region runs from base 153 to 1232 and encodes 359 amino acids.